GUGCUUAACAUUCUGGUCCCUUGGGCCGGCUACAGCCUCGAGCACUACUACCAGGUCGGCAAUGCCUUGGUUUUCUCCUCCGUGCUGACCUUCUCCGAGGUUAUCCUGUUUCCAAGUACCAACUCAUGGUGGGCCCUGGCUGGGGUUGUGCUGGUCGACACACUCGGCUCUCUGCUGCAGUUGCGCGUGCUGUACAAGUGCACAAUUGCAGACAUUCAGGCGGGGCAGGGUGUCAGCGCCGAAACGAAACGGGCAUUGUGGACACAGUGCGAGAUUGAUGUGGCUCGCUUCUGGCCCGUCGUGGUGGCACUGCCACCACUCCUUUGGCUCAUGGACGAGCGGAAUCCGAACCGACAGUACUACUAUCUCUUUGAAUGCACCACCUCGGACCACAUGAACAUCACUGUUGUCUGCAUCCUCGUGAAGUUGGGGUGGACGUGUGUUCUGACGGGUCUGGAUGUUUACGUGUGCACUCAAUGGGGGAUUGGUCCCCACAGAGCCCAGCAGAUGCUGAAGAUGUACGACAAGCACUGGGUAAUGAUGGCGGCCACUUUUGCUUUGACCGGUGCCAUUUUCACAAGCUGUUGGCUUGUGAAGCACGACGGACUGCGACUUCUUGAAAUUCUCAGCGAAUGUUGA
Messenger RNA from Symbiodinium necroappetens, 639 nucleotides. NCBI's taxonomy places the organism in Eukaryota, Dinophyceae, Suessiales, Symbiodiniaceae. The record is from the annotation of a GenBank genome assembly.